This is a messenger RNA of Ictidomys tridecemlineatus (thirteen-lined ground squirrel), 6719 nucleotides long. It is a transcript of the gene Kcnq3, whose product is annotated as potassium voltage-gated channel subfamily Q member 3. Gene Ontology annotation, cellular component: membrane; voltage-gated potassium channel complex. Gene Ontology annotation, biological process: potassium ion transmembrane transport. NCBI's taxonomy places the organism in Eukaryota, Metazoa, Chordata, Mammalia, Rodentia, Sciuridae. Gene Ontology annotation, molecular function: voltage-gated potassium channel activity. The record is from RefSeq and is a predicted model, not a curated record.
GUGGGGAGGGGCGCGCGGAUCAUGGCAUUGGAGUUCCUGGGCUUGCAGCUGCCGCCGCCGCCUCGUCCACGCAACCCGAGCGCCCCUUCUUCCCCAAGCAGCAGCGGAGAAGGCGAAGCGGCCGGCGGGGGCGAGGCAGAUGGGGCUCAAGGCGCGCAGGGCGGCGGGGGCGGCUGGCGGCGGCGGCGACGGGGGCGGCGGAGGCGGCGGGGCCGCUAACCCAGCCGGAGGGGACGCGGCGGCGGCCGGCGACGAGGAGCGGAAAGUGGGGCUGGUGCCCGGAGACGUGGAGCAAGUCACCUUGGCGCUUGGAGCCGGAGCUGACAAAGACGGGACCCUGCUACUAGAGGGCGGUGGCCGCGACGAGGGGCUGCGGAGGACCCCGCAGGGCAUCGGGCUCCUGGCCAAGACCCCGCUGAGCCGCCCGGUCAAGAGGAACAACGCCAAGUACCGGCGCAUCCAAACUUUGAUCUACGACGCCCUCGAGAGACCGCGGGGCUGGGCGCUGCUGUACCACGCGCUGGUGUUCCUGAUUGUCCUAGGGUGCUUGAUUCUGGCUGUGCUGACCACCUUCAAGGAGUACGAAACUGUCUCCGGAGACUGGCUCCUGCUGCUGGAAACAUUCGCUAUUUUCAUCUUUGGAGCCGAGUUUGCUUUGAGGAUCUGGGCCGCCGGAUGUUGCUGUCGGUACAAAGGCUGGAGGGGACGACUGAAGUUUGCCAGGAAGCCCUUGUGCAUGCUGGACAUCUUCGUGCUGAUUGCCUCUGUGCCGGUGGUUGCUGUGGGAAACCAGGGAAAUGUCCUGGCCACCUCCCUGCGAAGCCUGCGCUUCCUGCAGAUCCUGCGCAUGCUGCGGAUGGACCGAAGGGGUGGCACCUGGAAGCUCCUGGGCUCGGCCAUCUGCGCCCACAGCAAAGAACUCAUCACCGCCUGGUACAUCGGCUUCCUGACCCUCAUCCUGUCCUCCUUUCUGGUCUACCUGGUGGAGAAGGAUGUGCCCGAGGUGGACGCGCAAGGAGAGGAGAUGAAGGAGGAGUUUGAGACCUAUGCGGACGCCCUCUGGUGGGGUCUGAUCACACUGGCCACUAUUGGCUAUGGGGACAAAACUCCCAAGACGUGGGAAGGCCGUCUGAUUGCUGCCACCUUUUCCUUAAUUGGUGUCUCCUUCUUUGCCCUUCCAGCGGGCAUCCUGGGGUCAGGGUUGGCCCUCAAGGUACAGGAGCAGCACCGUCAGAAGCACUUUGAGAAAAGGAGGAAGCCAGCUGCUGAGCUCAUCCAGGCUGCCUGGAGGUAUUAUGCUACCAACCCAAACAGGAUCGACCUUGUGGCAACGUGGAGAUUUUAUGAAUCAGUCGUCUCUUUUCCAUUCUUCAGGAAAGAACAGCUGGAGGCAGCCGCCAGCCAAAAGCUGGGUCUCUUGGAUCGGGUUCGCCUUUCUAAUCCUCGUGGUAGCAAUACUAAAGGAAAGCUAUUUACCCCUCUGAAUGUAGAUGCCAUAGAAGAAAGUCCUUCUAAAGAGCCAAAGCCUGCUGGCUUAAACAAUAAAGAGCGCUUCCGCACCGCCUUCCGCAUGAAAGCCUACGCUUUCUGGCAGAGCUCCGAAGAUGCUGGGACAGGCGAUCCCAUGGCAGAAGACAGGGGCUACGGAAAUGACUUCCCCAUCGAAGACAUGAUCCCCACCCUCAAGGCCGCCAUCCGAGCCGUCAGAAUUCUGCAAUUCCGUCUCUAUAAAAAAAAGUUCAAGGAGACCUUGAGGCCUUAUGACGUGAAGGAUGUGAUUGAGCAGUAUUCCGCAGGCCACCUCGACAUGCUUUCCAGGAUAAAGUACCUUCAGACCAGAAUAGACAUGAUUUUUACCCCUGGACCUCCAUCCACGCCGAAACAUAAGAAGUCUCAGAAAGGGACAACUUUCACCUAUCCAUCCCAGCAAUCUCCCAGGAAUGAACCAUAUGUAGCCAGAGCAUCCACAUCGGAAAUGGAAGACCAAAGUAUGAUGGGGAAGUUUGUCAAAGUCGAAAGACAGGUUCAUGACAUGGGGAAGAAGCUGGAUUUCCUUGUGGACAUGCAUAUGCAGCAUAUGGAGCGGCUGCAGGUGCAUGUCACCGAGUACUACCCGACCAAGGGGACCUCCUCGCCAGCUGAAGGGGAGAAGAAAGAGGACAACAGGUAUUCUGAUUUGAAAACCAUCAUCUGCAACUAUUCUGAGACAGGUGCCCCUGAUCCCCCCAACAGCUUCCACCAGGUGCCCAUCGACAAAGUCAGCCCCUAUAGGUUUUUUGCACAUGACCCGGUGAACCCGCCCCGAGGGGGACCCAGUUCCGCAAAGGUUCAGGCCACUCUGCCUUCCUCGGCGUCCACAUAUGCAGAGAGGCCCACCGUCCUGCCGAUCUUGACUCUUCUCGACUCCCGAGUGAGUUACCACUCCCAGGCUGAACUGCACGGCCCCUACUCGGACCACAUCUCGCCCCGGCAGAGGCGUAGCAUCACGCGGGACAGCGACACACCUCUGUCCCUGAUGUCUGUCAAUCAUGAAGAGCUGGAGCGGUCUCCGAGUGGCUUCAGCAUCUCCCAGGACAGAGAUGAUUAUAUGUUUGGCCCCAGUGCGGGGUCGAGCUGGAUGAGGGAGAAGCGGUACCUCGCCGAGGGUGAGACGGACACCGACACGGACCCCUUCACGCCCAGUGGCUCCAUGCCUCUGUCGUCCACAGGGGACGGGAUUUCGGAUUCAAUAUGGACCCCUUCCAACAAGCCCUCUUAAAAGGGGUCACUGGCUGACUCCUCCUUGUAAUGUAGACAGACUCUGUAUAGUUCACUUACUCUCACAUCCAGCGCUUACCAGCAGGGACACCAAUGGCUGCAUCAAGUGCAUGCGCGUGCGUGGUGGCCCCCCGCGAGCAGGGGCUUCUCACGACCUUCUUCCUCCCACGUCGCCACAACGAAGCUGCUUCCUUUCAGCAUGGUUUGCAUGACUUGACACUAUAUAAAUGGUACCGCUAAUCUCUUCUAGGACACACAUUUAUCUGCUCUUCUUCCUUUUAAUCAUGACUGGACCAGUACCGGGAGAAAUUAUUAAUAAGCCGUGCUGUUUAUUGGUUUGGUUGGCUGGUUUGGGUUUUGUUUUGGUAAGCAGAGAAUAGAAUUUCCUUUUUUUUUUUUUUCCUUAAGGAUCACUGCCCCUUUGUGUAAAAUACUCUGGUAAUUAACAGUUUUCUAAAGCAAGAAAAUAAUUUUCUCCACGAAAACACAUGGCAUGCCAAGAGGCUUCCUACUGAGCAGACACAAAGAAAGAUAGUCAUCCAAUCUCCCAAACCAAGAAUUUUAGAAAGGAUUUUGUUAAGGGAAAGUCCACAAAGUCCAAAAAGUCCAUUUCAAAGCUCUCAAAGGGACCUCCUUUGGUCUGCCUCUUUCCUCAUCUGUAAAAAGGUGUUGGUGACCCCAAGUGUAGAAUUUCACAUGUGUUACGAAUCAGAGGGGAGAAAUUACACCACACGCACACACAGUAAAUACACACCCGACAGACACAAGCACACAAACUAAAGUAGUUCCCAAAUUGUGUAGGCAAAGAUAAUGAAAUUUGCCAGAAGUGAAGAGCCCCUCUAGGCAGGAGCUAAGUUCAGUAUCUUCAAAAUAAGGUUCCAAUUCACAUUCUUCUCCAUAUCCAAAGCAGAAAUUACAAUCAAGAGGGGAUGCAGUAAUUAUAUUUUCUAAAUUAUUCUUUUCAGAAAUGAGAAAUCUUAGGCUCAGGUAUAAUGACAUGGCUGGGGUCACUCUGUUGUCCCAUGCAGAACCAGGACUCAAAGCCCCAUCUGCUGACUCCCUCCCUACCCUGGACUCUUCCCUCCUCUCUAUCAUUAGGACCCAGAAAUCAUGCCAAGACACCAGUAUUCUGUGUCAUGUGGGAAGCAAUUGCCAUAGUUUAUCCAGGGGAAGAGGCUGUCUGCUUUUAUUGCAAAAUAUGCUUACUCAAUACAUUGCAUUUGGGAUUCAGAAAAAAAUUACACAAACAAGCUUGAUCUAUUAUUAAGUAAGUAGGCAAAAUCUCCAGAACCAUCCAAUUUUACUCCUACAGACUUUUUUCAGUGAAAAUACUAGAACUGCGCAUAGCCAUAACUCACGGAGGGUAAGCGUAUGGCCUGAAGAGCACUAUUGUAAAAGCAUUAAUAUUCAGCACAAGUCACCUGUGGCCUCUUCAGAGAUAUUACAACUCUCUCAAAGACUGAUAGAAAAGGCUUCUGUUAGGCGUGGGCUACACUAGCUAAAGGGCCACACCAUAGUAUCUAUGGUCUUACUCUGCUCACCCAUCUAAGCACUGGUUGUGUGGGUAGUUGCCAUGGUGACCACCAAGAUGAUGGAAAUGACCUAAACCAAUGUCUACCUGCAACUGCUACCAAUGUUCUCCUCCUUGACAGGAGCCAUAGUUGCUAUGGCAGACAUUUGGUUGAUGGUUUCAUGAAGACCUCAUCCAGGUAUCCUGCCCUGAGUUGGAAAGAAAUUGCUUAGAGGUUGGUUCCAUUCAACACAUAUGCCAAUGGGUCAUGUACAAAAGGCUAAAAAUAUAGCAGUGCUUAAAGCUUGGCUCCUGACUUUAAGCACUUAAAACCAAAGCCCGAACAAAGGCAGACACUGUGAAUGGUAGAAGGGAGUUGUACAUGGAGGGUCCCAUGAACGGAUGGGUAUUGACCUUGAAAUUGAGGCAGGAAGAACACAAGAAUGAUCACACGCAUCAGACAUGAAGCCCUCCCCUGUGGCUUUCCACUGGGCUUCAUGGCAUUCUGGGAGGCAAAGGGUAUGGACCAUUUCAUCCCUUUUUCCACUCCCUUCAACAUGGCUUCAGUAAUGCUACCGGGGCCAAAACCCAAGAAACUUUAUGCUCCUUCCUAAGGGUUUAGCUCUUCAUUCUCAUCCUCCUGGAAUCUUUUGCCAGAACUGACUGUGCUGCCUACCAUCUAACAAGUAACUCUGCUGGUCUUUAUGUAUUUGAGUUAUUUAAAGAAAAAAAAGAUGGAGAAUGAAUCAAAUUCUCCAUAUAUGCAUAAAUUAUAUUUCUAAUAUGUCAAUAUUCCUGCAGAAUCUAUUAACAUCAAUAUAUUAUAAGCAGAUAUGUUUUUCAAGAAUUUGAUAGAGUUCUUGGUCAAAAGAGUGAAAUCUUUUUAGCUCUAAGUGGGAAGUAUUUACCAUGGACUCAAAGUUAGAAAGGGUAUGCAGAAAUUGUCUUUUCUAAGUUAAAGUUAGAGAAACUUUCUUAAUGUUCUUUUAGUACCCUACUGAGAAGUGGAACCUGUAUCAUUUCCCAAACCAAGGGUGGGCAGUCUAGCUUCUGCAUGGGCUCCUAAGUCCAAGAACUGAAUUUUUGUUGAUAGCCAUAUGUCACCAACAUCUAGUAAGUUUUCUUAUUAGCUAUCAGUGUGGAUACAGAAAAAUAUGCAUUUCAUGAAUUAAUAAGAAUCUUAAAACUGUUUUUCCCACCUAAGAAAACAAAAAAAGAAGAAGAAAAUUGAUCUUCAAUAAUUCUGGUUUGAUAUUCCUUUUUGUCCCCAAAAAAAUACAUUCUAGGAAAGCAAACCAAACCUGUUCAAGUUGUGUGCCCACAGACAACAUUACAACAGAGCUGGUAUUGAGGAAGCAGGAGUUUAAUGACCAAGAUGGAAUAUUUAAGUGAUGGGGAGAAACAGUGUGUGCUUCCACAAAGGUCCUUCUGUUGGACAAAAGAAUUACCCACAAGAAUUGGCUAAUAAUAUGCCCCAAGAUUAUAAUAUGCACCAAUGGGUUUCCAAUUUUCCAGGAUCACAGGGGUUUGGGCCAAAUCCCUUGAAAUAGUGACAAAUCAAUUACAUCAAAAACUAGGAAUGAUCUUCUCAAGUAAAACCAUGAUCUCAUUUUAUUUGUUUGUCCUCUGUGUGUUAUAAUGUGAUGUAUAGAAAAGGUAAGAGGUGAGACUAAGUGUGUAAAGCACUUGCCCAGCAGGUGAUAUCCCAGACUUAAUCUUCAGAACAACAACAAAAAGAGUAAAUUCAAUAAGUACAAGAAAGAAAAUAAUUUGGAACCAGGGAUUAAGUUCACUGAUAGCAUACAUACGCACUAUUCACAAGGUCCUUGGUUCAAUCCCCUGUACCACACACCCACGCAUGCACACAAAUUUUUAAAGAGGUCAAAUUUUAGGAAGAUCAAAAUGAAUAAAAUAAAUUAACUUUACAAAUGUUAGACAAAAUGAGAUUCUACUGGGGUGAGAAAAAACACUUGAGAUGAAGCAUGAGUUUGACUAUAAAACACUAGCACACAAGCAAGCACCAAAAGAUUGUUUUUAAAGUGGGAGACAAAAAGAGAACCACUAAAUUGAGAAAAAUCUUUUCAAUGACUGUAUUCGUUCUUAGAACUGAGACUUUAGAGUUAUUAGAUAUGACACUGAUAUUAUUAAGCUCUAGUUUUUAUUAAAAACAAACCACUACCACCACCACCACCACCACCACCACUACAACAACAACAACAACAAAAAAAAAAACAGGAAAACCCCAAACUGUAGAGGUCAACACAAACUAAUUAGUCAACUGUUACACAUCUAUGUCUAUCCGAUUCAGGCACUUUGUACUUUGAGUUGAAAGAGUAAUUAGCUAUAGAAAACCUAACAUAACAGAAUCCACUCAUGAUUUGCCAAAACUAUUUUUAUAAUUCUAUGCUACUGUAAUGAGAGUGUAAUAAAGAAAAAUUCAUUUGUUUAUUCA